Messenger RNA from Protomyces lactucae-debilis, 1269 nucleotides. Its product is annotated as Chloroperoxidase. The record is from RefSeq and is a predicted model, not a curated record. Gene Ontology annotation, molecular function: peroxidase activity. Lineage: Eukaryota; Fungi; Ascomycota; Taphrinomycetes; Taphrinales; Protomycetaceae. The transcript has a single exon. Bases 1 to 1269 code for a protein of 422 amino acids.
AUGCACGGUACUAUUGCUCUCGCCUCGCUGGUUGCCGGUGCUGCGGCCUUCCCUCACAUGGCCACUAAGAUGAUGAUGGAAAACAAACUCUCUGUUGAAGAUCUUGCCAAGCGGUCCCUUGAUCUGCAGAAGCGCGACCUCGACUUCACCGGCUUGCCAACAACUGAGUUCAACGCCCAGGCACAGCUUGUCAGCAACACUGGUGCAAAUGCCUUCCAGGCUCCUCGUAACCUCGGUCAGCCCGGUGGUGACAUUCGUGGGCCUUGCCCGGGUCUCAAUGCCGCUGCCAACCACGGCUACAUCUCUCGUGAUGGUGUCACCAACCUUGUUGAGGCCAUCCAAGGCACCAACGCUGUCUUUGGUAUGGGCUUGGACUUGGGUGGCUUCCUAUCGGCAUACUCUGUCCUCCAGGAUGGAGAUCCUAUCACACAAAAGUGGUCAAUUGGUGGAGCACCAAGCACAUCUGGUCUUGGUGCAGUCCUUGGUCUCAACCCUCAAGGUUUGACCGGCUCGCACAACAAAUACGAGACUGACAGCUCUCCUAUGCGUGGUGACUUGUACCUGUACAAAGGCGACAACUACCGCCUUCAGCUUUCGCAGUUCAAGGAGUUCUACAACUACCACGCCGGCGAGAACGACCCAUACUACACCUUCGCAGACAUUCUCAAGUUCCGCAAGGCUAGGUACACUCAGUCGCUCACGCAGAACCCAUACUUCUACUAUGGUCCAUUCAGCGGUGCUCAGGUUUCGCAGGCUGCCUUCACCUUCAUCCCAGCAUUCAUGUCGAACCACUCUGCUGAGCUCCCCAAUGGUUUCCUGACCCGUGAAGUGCUGCAGUCAUUCAUGUCGGUCGUCGGAUCUCCUGACAACAACGGUGCCAAUCUCCGAUACGUCGAGGGUAACGAGCGUAUUCCCGACAACUGGUACAAGCGUGCCAUCAGCAAUCCUUACAGCAUUCCUGCCUUUACGCUCGAUAUUCUCCGUGUUGCUCAGUACGAUCCACGCACACUGAACAUUGGUGCCAACACUGGCACUGUCAACAGCUUCACUGGUCUCGACAACGCCAACCUCCCUGGCGGUGUCUUGAACUUGGCCACCCUUUCUCAGGGAGACAACGCCGUCUGCUUCUUGUACCAGUCCGCUGCUAUCGCACGUGUAGACGCUGUCAAGGGCUUGGUCGGCACACUUUUGACUGCUGUCAACUCUAUUGUGGGCCAGUACCUGACGGCUCCAGUGGUUUGCCCUCAGCUCCAGACACUGUUCCAGUAG